GUUGCCGAACGUGUACGGAGAUAGCCGAAGAGGUGAAAGGCGGGGCCACAGGAGCCCUUCCUGCAGGGAACCCAAGGCUUCAGAGAGCCGAAAGGUUGGGAGGCGUAACCACUCACAGGCCGGAAGUGUCCGGGGCGGAAGCGUUCGGGUAACCGAAGAAGUACCAGGAUUUCCGAAGCGAGCCGAAGCAUCGCGACAGUUUUCAGAGAGAGCGGGUCGGUCGGAGCUGUACCGCCGAGCACAGUCAUGGCGGCGGCCAGACCUGCUUCCCCGGACGAUGGCGAGGAGCCCGCGCCAGAGGCUGAGGCUCUGGCCGCGGCCCGGGAGCGAAGCAGCCGCUUCUUGAGAGGCCUGGAGCUGGUGAAGCAGGGCGCCGAGGCGCGCGUGUUCCGCGGCCGCUUCCAGGGCCGCGCGGCGGUGAUAAAGCACCGCUUCCCCAAGGGCUACCGGCACCCGGCGCUGGAGGCGCGGCUUGGCCGGCGGCGGACGGUGCAGGAAGCGCGGGCUCUACUCCGCUGCCGCCGCGCGGGAAUAUCUGCCCCAGUUGUCUUUUUUGUGGACUAUGCUUCCAACUGCUUAUAUAUGGAAGAAAUUGAAGGCUCAGUGACUGUUCGAGAUUAUAUUCAGUCUACUAUGGAGACUGAAAAAACUCCCCAAAGUCUCUCCAACUUAGCCAAGACAAUUGGGCAGGUUUUGGCUCGAAUGCACGAUGAAGACCUCAUUCAUGGUGAUCUCACCACCUCCAACAUGCUCCUGAAACCCCCCCUGGAACAGCUGAACAUUGUCCUCAUAGACUUUGGGCUGAGCUUCAUUUCGGCACUUCCAGAGGAUAAGGGAGUAGACCUCUAUGUCCUGGAGAAGGCCUUCCUCAGUACCCAUCCCAACACUGAAACUGUAUUUGAAGCCUUUUUGAAGAGCUACUCCACCUCCUCCAAAAAGGCCAGGCCAGUGCUAAAAAAAUUAGAUGAAGUGCGCCUGAGAGGAAGAAAGAGGACCAUGGUUGGGUAGGAAAAUGUGUAUGACAGCCACACACAGUGAAGCUCUUUUUUCAAAGUAAAUUUGAAGAAAUACUAAAAGUAUGAGAUGAGAUCUAAGUAAAGGUGUUAAGAUAUUUUUAAGUGGUGUGUGAUCGUGCCUGUGGUGUCAUUAUCAUCUGCACUUCACUCUACUCAAGAGCUUACUAUGUGUCUGAGUCAUGUUCUAGGCAGAACUGGGUAUUUAAAUCUAGGACAGGCUUCUCCCAGAUUGUGACAUGUAUGUCUCAGUUAUAUGGGUGUGGCAUUGAACCACAUAAUGAGAAUGUUACUCUCUUUUUAGUCCUUGUGAGACAAGGAUGAAGUCUCAGUGAUACUCACUGAGCUUACUGGCCCUCUAACCCAGUGUUUUUUUUGUUGUGUACAUGAUAUAUUUAUUUUGAAACCAGUUUAAUGGGAUACAACCAGCAUUUUUUAAAAUGAAAUAGAAUUGCAGCAUAGAAAAUAUCAAUGUAUUGUUUUAUGAAACUUUCACAUGUAUAUGUAGACAAGGAUAUGUACUGAGUUUUGAUGUCAAAUAUAUUUCUCUUUCAGGGUCAUGAUCAAAAAAUGAAAAAUCUGCUUAACUCCAAUUUCUCUUUUAAAAAAGCAGACUUACAGCUUUCAGGCAACUGAAAUUCAUGUUAACAUUGUUUUUAUUUUUAUUGUUUUGUAUUUUUGUGGUUACCUUCUAAGACAAGUGAUUGAUAUAAAGUUCCUUUUAAGUUUAUACAGGUAAGCAAACUGAGUUGAUUUCUGUCACAGGCAAUGAGUAGGUAGAGCAAAAAUGAUGAAGUGACUUGUGAAGACUGAAGUUUGAUGAAGUCUGGUUUAAGGUACAGAUAAGCUGAGUGUGGAUGCAAAGGUACCAGGAGCUAGCUUUUAACCUUGCCCAGCCUCAAUUUCUUUUCUUAGAAGAAGCUGUGUGUGGGUGGGAAGGGAACGGAUGUAUAAUAAAAUACCUUUCUUCCUUGUAAACUCCAAUCAACAAACAUAUUUUGAGUACCUUUUACGUUCCUUGGCACCCUGUUGGGUGUUGGGUACAAUGGUGAGCCAGACAGACAUAGCGCCUGUUCUUUUGUAAGAAAAUUUAUUUUUAUAAAAAAUUAUUAAGUAGUGUGAUGUUUUGAUACACAUUAUGAAAUGAUGACUACAGCCGAGCUAAUUAACACCCAUCACCUCACAUAGUUACUUUCUUGUUUCUUAAUAUAGACAUUUACAGCUAUGAAUUUCUCUCUGCACACUUUUCAUCACACACUCUCAGUUUUGGUAUUUUGUGUUUUUGUUUUCAUUAAUCUCGAAGUAUUUUCUAAUUUCCCUUGUGAUUUCUUUUUUGACCACUUGAUUGUUUAGAAAUCUGUUAAUUUCCACACAUUUGUGAAUGUUCCAGUUUUUCUUUUGUUACUCAUUCCUAGCUUCAUUCCGUUGUGUUGAGAGAUGAUACAGUCAGUGCCUGUUCUUAUGAAGCAAACAUUCUGUAAUAGUAGGACCAGUACCCUGUUUGUUUCGUUCAUCACAGUCAGCACUCCCCCAGUGUCCAGCAUGGGGUGGAUGGCCAGGAAUGGUGAAAACUCCCUUCCUGGGUAGUUGUGACUCGUAGAGAGGAAAAACAGUAUCAUUGCCUGUUUACUGCAUGUCAGGCAUUGGGCUGGGAAUUUUUAUAUUGGAUCUAAAAUAACUCUUAAGUUAAGCGUUGUCCCCAUUUUAUAGAUGGAGAAACUGGCACCAAAAGGUGGGAACUUGUCCUAGACGUCACAGGUAGCCAAAGGUACUUUUACUUGGCUCCAAAUCUGUGUUCUUUCCACUGACAAAAGAGAUAUGGGAUAUGGUGCGUCUUCACAGUACUAUAAGAAGUAUUGGCAUAUAACAUUAUUUUCAAGGAACUCCAAGGACCACAGGAGCUGACAAGUUUUUCAAUUAAUAUUCCCAACAUGAAUGAGAUGCCUCAUUCCUCAGUUUCCUCACAUGUACUAUAAGGCUAGUACCUACUUUGUGGGGUAUGGUUGGCUUAUGUGCAUUAAAUCAACAAAGCCCUAGUUGAUAUGGUUUGACUGUGUCCCCACCCAAAUCUUAUCUUGAAUUGUUCCUGUAACCCCCACGUGACACGGGAGAGACCUAGUGGGAGGUAAUUUAAUCCUGGGGGCGGCUACCUCCAUGCAGUUCUUGUGAUAGUGAGUGAGUUCUCAUGAGAUCUGAUGGUUUUAUAAGGGGCUUUUCCCUCUUUUUGGCACUUCCUGCUGCCAUGUGAAGAAUGAUGUGUUUGUUUCCCCAUCCGCCAUGAUUGUAAGUUUCCCGAGGCAUCCCCAGCCAUGCUCAACUGUGAGUAAUUAAACUUCUCCUUUAUAAAUUA
Molecule: messenger RNA, 3363 nt
Organism: Macaca mulatta (Rhesus monkey)
Lineage: Eukaryota; Metazoa; Chordata; Mammalia; Primates; Cercopithecidae
Gene: TP53RK
Product: TP53 regulating kinase
Biological process (GO): protein phosphorylation
Cellular component (GO): cytosol; nucleus; EKC/KEOPS complex
Molecular function (GO): ATP binding; protein serine/threonine kinase activity
Source: RefSeq, a predicted model, not a curated record